AUGUCAAUGCAUCAGAACCUGGAUAAUGCAAUAUGCCUUUUGGCAUUGAUCUCCGACCGACCACCGGGCCUUGAAGAAUCAAUAGAGACAGAAGCAAGAGAGAUCGAUACAGAGUCAUCCCAAUCCGAUGACGAAUUAGAUGAUCCUGAAGAUCCAACUGUGUUAGGCACCGAUUCAGAACAUGAACAAUACCGCGUUGAACUGAAGAAUCAAUUCCUCGACCGACUGGCCGAAACAUUAGCUCGCUUCAAAACCGAUGCCAAGGCCAAAUCAUCGAAGGAUGCAAAACAUGUUUCCGCAGUUAUGAUGGUCUGCUACGAAGACGAAGAGCGUGCUAAAAUCUUUUGCGCAAAGAAUGAAGGGCUUGAUAAAGAAGAUGAUGACUUUCUAGCUAGGUGGAAGUUACGUAUGGAAAGUAUCGCGGGCAAGGAGCAUGCCUCAGAUGACGAUAGCUUUGCCAUGUUCAACCUCGUUGCAGAUCAUCAAUGGCCACGAAUCACAACUUAUCUUGAGUCGCUGAGGCGGGGUUUUCGAUCUCAAAUAAACCCAGGCUUGGUCAAGAGUGUACCCAAAACCCUUCUAUUAGAAGAGCGAGUUUCAACUAUUCCAUCUUUGCGGAUCAAGGAGUGGGAGGACGACAAUAAGUUUUUGUUUACUAUACCGCUAGACUAUUCCGUGCGAGCAAAACGUUCUGUGCUUGCGGAAGAGUUGACCAACGUAAACUCAAACACUACUUGCACUGGUGAGACAGUAUGCGAGAUCCAAGGCAGUGUUUCCGAGCUUUUCGAGAAUAUUCACCGCCUCUGUCAACUUGAUACUACACGAGAUGACCAGACAAGUCUUCUAAAGAAAGUUAUGAGUCAAAUGUUUGUUCUCUGGAGAGAGCCCCGUGCUCGAUUCAUGCUGAAAGCAGCCCUAAGAAGGCAGAAAGACAAAGACACUUUGCUGUUUCUGGCCAGGGUCUGCUAUGCUGCAUAUAUCUACGUCGAGAUUGCGAAGGUCUGUAAAUCCUUUCGGUCUAUCGAGAUAGUGUCUGUUCCGCCCAGCGGAAAUCAAGGUCAGCACAGAAGCCAACGCCGGCGUAAGAAAAAACAGCGACAAGCAGCAGCAGAAGAUCAAUGCGCAAAUAUCCUAGAUGUCAUCCAAGCUUUAGGUCUCACUUUUCACCCUAGCUGGACAUAUUAUCUUGCUCAAAAUGCGGCGCGGUUCACCGAGAUGCGCAAAUCAAAACGAGAUAAAGAAUUUCACCACGCAGAAACUCAACUCCUGGCUUAUUUUGAAUGGAACGUGCCUAUGCCCUCCGCAACAAAUAAAGGAAGCUUAUCGACACAACUCCAUCUGGCCAUGGAGCGUUUACUCAUGGAACUGAAGGUUUCCCUCCAGACUUUGUUCGACGAACCGCGAGGAAAACGCCUUGAGCUCAAGGCACAGUCCUCGCAUGCACUUUCCUCCACAGGAGCAAUAUGGCAGCGGAAGCCGGAAUACUAUAAUUCGUCUUAUCGAGGCUUCCAACGUAUGAUGAUGAUGCCCACAGCGUUCAAUAACGGAUUGCUUAUUACGCCAGUUCAUGAUAGGCCAGGAUACGCAUUGGUCACAGGAGCCCGCGUUGGUCGUCAAUUAACAGAGGUGACACUCAGAGAAGCCGAACGGCUUAAGGAUCUGGAUAUUCCCCUCUUUCGAGACGAUCAUCUCUGCAAGACUUUCGGUUUCAAUGUCUGCAUUCAGGAAAGCGACAUCGUCAAUCUCUUCUGCAUAUACAACAGUCUGACCAGCAGUUUUUCGUCAAAGAGGCUUCAAUAUUUUUCCGAGAACCAUGCUCUAGGUAGACUCAUUGAGCAUUGGAUCCAGUGUCAAGCGGCACAGAAUAACGCCGAAGAAUGCGGUUGCUUCCCGUGGUUCCUCGAUUUAUAUCAAUCAGGCUCCUUCGAUAUCCCUAAUCAUGGUGGAGAGUACCGUUACCAGAUGUGGGCCAUACAAGAGCUGGGGAAGAUGUUCUCCAUUAAUUAUGACGAUGUUCUCUCUGGACCAGAAUGUGUUGUUAUAUUUUUGUACAAGAUCCUUCUCCGAGACAUCAACAACAUUCCCAAUGUUGGUGAUCCAGAGUGGAUCAGAUUCGGAUUCUGCUAUUGCACAAAGACGGCGCAGAAGCAACUCCUUGCAAAGGCUUACAUCCAGCUCGCCACCCAUGCAUCUCUCGAUGAAAUAGCAACAGCAUGGAUGUCCGACACGUUAAUUGAUCUCAUGACGACUAAAGGUAUCUCCAUAUCAUCUCUCGUUUCCGAAGGAAUCUUCCCCCAUCAACCAUCCCCUGAAACAAUCGGCAUCUACCGCCUCAUGUCAGAAGUUUCACACGGUCUCGCCGGGUGUCCAAGCUGUGCAUGCAAGAACGCCCGAUGCAACUUCCAUUCAAAAAAUGAGCCUUUGCUCUGCAAGGAAUCUGAGGCCGACUACGGUUUUCUAUCAGUUAAUACAUGGGAGCGGUGGCGAAUGUUGAACUUCUAUUCCGAUCUCUUCGCAAAUCCCAAUUUCAAUCCGCAAAAGAUGCAAAAAGCAAAGCGAGACCCAGAUGCACAGGCACUCGAAACAUAUAUCGAAUCCUUGGCCCCGGGGUUUCGUCGCACGAUCGGGAAUGAGCAUCUGACGGAUGGAAUGUUUCCCAAACUUGGCACUCGGUUGAGAUUCAAGGGCCCUCAUCCGUCUUGCCAAUGUUUUAUUCAUAGAAUUCCUUCCUCUGAAGGCGUGGAUUGUAACGUCAAUAUAGAGAUUGAUUGGAUCCGCGAACAAUACGAGAGAAGAAGAGACAAGGUUUCUGAAUAA
This is a messenger RNA of Penicillium griseofulvum, 2817 nucleotides long. RefSeq lists its product as uncharacterized. The transcript has 5 exons. Bases 1 to 2817 code for a protein of 938 amino acids. The record is from RefSeq and is a predicted model, not a curated record. Lineage: Eukaryota; Fungi; Ascomycota; Eurotiomycetes; Eurotiales; Aspergillaceae.